ACGAUGGGCAGCAAAAUGGCGUCUGCCAGCAGAGUCGUUCAGGUAGUCAAGCCAUGUACUCCAUUAAUAAGAUUCCCAGACAGAAGAGACAAUCCUAAACUCAGUGUAACAGAAGCUUUGAGAUCAGCGGGGCUGCCAUCUCACUCACCUAGAAUUUCACAGCAUUCUAAGGGGAGUAAAUCACCAGAUUUGUUGAUGCAUCAGGGUCCACCAGACACUGCAGAAAUAAUAAAAACAUUACCUCAGAAAUACAGAAGGAAACCCGUAUCUCAAGAAGAAAUGGAAUUUAUCCAACGUGGAGGUCCAGAAUAAGCAUUGUGGCUGCUGUUUGUCAUCAGACAAAAGAAUUGUCUUUACAAUAAAGGACUUCCAAGACAAAUGAAAAAUUGUAUAUUAACGUUAAUAAAUACUCUACAAAAAAUGAAGUACAGAAAAUUUAAAUGGAUAUUUUUAACUCCUAAUUUAUGUAUCUUGGUCAGCUUCUCUACAAGCUUACCUAUUGUUUAUAUACAUUAUACUUAUUAAAGUAUACAUUUUGAAAUGUU
Molecule: messenger RNA, 545 nt
Organism: Sciurus carolinensis (gray squirrel)
Lineage: Eukaryota; Metazoa; Chordata; Mammalia; Rodentia; Sciuridae
Product: alpha-ketoglutarate dehydrogenase component 4-like
Exons: 1
Coding region: 4-312 (102 amino acids)
Biological process (GO): 2-oxoglutarate metabolic process
Source: RefSeq, a predicted model, not a curated record